This is a messenger RNA of Pygocentrus nattereri (red-bellied piranha), 3089 nucleotides long. It is a transcript of the gene slc1a4, whose product is annotated as solute carrier family 1 member 4. Gene Ontology annotation, biological process: L-serine transport; L-glutamate transmembrane transport. Lineage: Eukaryota; Metazoa; Chordata; Actinopteri; Characiformes; Serrasalmidae. The transcript has 8 exons. Gene Ontology annotation, molecular function: L-aspartate transmembrane transporter activity; L-serine transmembrane transporter activity; L-threonine transmembrane transporter activity. The coding region runs from base 151 to 1773 and encodes 540 amino acids. The record is from RefSeq and is a predicted model, not a curated record. Gene Ontology annotation, cellular component: plasma membrane.
GGUUCUAACGGAUUCAAGAGCGCUCACGGAGCAGCACCGCGUAGAAGAAAGGAAGAAACGAGAGGAAGAGGCAGACUUAGCUUAGCUUUAGCGGAGCUUAGCCACAACACUUUUUUGCCAUUUUUAUAUUUCUUUUUUAGCUGGGAACAAAUGGCACUCAUGGAGGAUAAAAAGAACGAGCUUAACGGCCACGCCGUGUCCGUGCCUCCCCCCAAACCCACCAAGAAGACCCCCAAGGAGAAGUUGUUAAUGUUUCUGAGCAGAAACCUCGUUGUGAUCCUGACCGUGUCCGGUGUGCUCGUGGGCGUCGGGCUCGGGAUGAUAGUACGGCGCGCGGAGCUCACGCGCGCGCAGAUGACUUACUUCGCCUUCCCGGGAGAGAUGCUGCUGAGGAUGCUGAAGAUGAUCAUCCUGCCGCUGGUGGUGUGCAGCCUGGUGUCCGGGGCUGCCAGCCUGGACACGCGCUCGCUGGGCAAACUGGGCGGCAUCGCGGUCACCUACUUUCUGGUGACCACGCUCAUCGCCUCGGCCAUCGGUGUGGCGCUCGCCUUCAUCAUAAAGCCGGGCGUGGGGGCCGGAGCGCUCAACACUAACGACCUGUCGCUGGAGAGCGUGAGCACCAACAAGGAAACGGCAGACUCCUUCUUAGACCUGGCCAGAAACCUGUUCCCAUCUAAUUUGGUCGCAGCUGCUUUCCGUUCAUAUGCCACAGAUUACAAGAUGAUUGCAAUUGGAAACAGCACAAAUGGAACCCUCAACUACCAGAAGGUGCCAGUGGGAACGGAUACAGAUGGAAUGAACAUUCUUGGCCUGGUUCUGUUUGCCAUGGUAUUUGGAGUGGCCUUAAGGAAGUUGGGAGCUGAAGGGGAAGAGCUUAUACGUUUCUUCAAUGCCUUCAAUGAAGCUACCAUGGUGCUGGUGUCCUGGAUCAUGUGGUAUGUACCUGUUGGCAUCAUGUUCCUGGUGGGCAGCAAGAUUGUGGAGAUGGAGGAUGUCGUUCUCCUGGUCACCAGUUUAGGCAAAUACAUCUUUGCUUCUAUCCUGGGUCAUAUCAUCCAUGGUGGCAUCGUCUUACCUCUUAUCUACUUUGGGUUUACACGCAAAAACCCCUUCAGUUUCCUGUCUGGUCUCAUCACACCCUUUACCACGGCCUUUGCUACCUGUUCCAGCUCAGCAACGCUGCCUUCCAUGAUGAAGUGUGUGGAGGAGAACAAUGGUGUGGACAAGAGGAUCAGCCGCUUUAUCCUACCCAUUGGAGCCACUGUCAACAUGGAUGGUGCCGCCAUUUUCCAGUGCAUUGCUGCAGUGUUUAUUGCCCAGCUCAACAACGUUGAGCUAAACGCUGGCCAGAUCUUCACCAUCUUGGUGACUGCUACAGCAUCCAGCGUUGGAGCAGCGGGCAUUCCAGCUGGAGGAAUUAUCACCAUUGCCAUCAUUCUGGAGGCCAUUGGCCUGCCCACCAACGAUCUGUCACUGAUGCUAGCUGUGGACUGGAUUGUAGACCGUACUACCACUGUAGUGAAUGUGGAGGGAGAUGCCCUGGGUGCAGGGAUUUUACACCAUAUAAAUGAAAAGGAGCUGAAGAGGCAGAAGCAGCUAGGGGAGCCAAAGGAGGACCAAGAGCUGAAGGAGGUUAAGGUGGAAGCUGUGGCGAACAUCCAGGCUGAGGAGGAAACCUCUCCACUGGUCACACACCAAAAACAGGGAGAUGACUCCUGUCACUCCUCAUGUGACACAGUUGAUGACAAGGAGGGCGUGGAGUCUGUCCUGUGAAAUUUCUUGCUGUCCUUUCUUUAUAUUCUUUCUCUUUUUCUUCUUUCUUCAAACCACUUAAGGCACUAUAUCAGCUCUGAGCAUUUUUAAGCUCCAUGCUGAACGUUUACUCCUAUCUAAAACCUGGGAACAAGUGCCAUAUCUUCUGAGCUGUGAAAUUGAUGGUGUAUUUGUUGUGGUAUUGGCACAAUAAUGUGGGUGACAUAGUGAAAUGACCAGUUUGGUUUACAUUGACAUUGUCCUUUAUUGUGCGAAAAUGCUUGUUUGUUUGUUUUCAUUAAUUUUUUUUUUUUUUUAAGAACUUUCCGGAUUCACAUGUUAAGCCUGAAAGGGAAUACUUCUAAUUUUAAGUAGUUGUUUAAGCUAGUGAAUAGAAAAUUUACAGACUCCCCCCCUUUACUUUUAUGUGUUAUAUUUUAACUUGCCAUGUGAAACAUUAACAGUUUGGUAGAUGGACAUGAAAAUAUUUGCUGUAAAUAGUCCCUUGUGGUAUGUUUUGUCACACACUGGUAAAUUUCCGGUCUAGUGAGUUGAAAUUUGAUGGGGGAUGCAAUGCGAGGUGAAUACCUUAGCAUUUCUGCUAGUACAUGGUUUUCGUUGUUUGUGAUACCCUGGUAUUUGAGUUUUUAGGAUAACACAAUUUAAUGUUUAUACCCAAUACCUGGUGUCAGAUUCAGUCACAGUUAAAAUACUUGAAAAAAUGAGUGUACUUCAGAAACAUGGCAAAUUGGCAUAUGAAAAAAAGACUGGUUGGAAAUUACACAGAUUAGAGUGCAUUUGCUUGUAGGAACAUCCUGUAGUGACACCCAGUGGUGCAACUGUGAGGAUACAUGUCAGUUAUUAUUACUUACCUACUUGCUUCUGUCUACUUAGAUCGGAUGCAAUGUUCCAAGUAGACCAAUGUUCAGUGAUGAUGGAAAAUAUGAUUUGUGUAUGUAUACUGUAGAAAUGCUAUGCUACUGGAUGCAAAAAAACACUAGCAACAUAUAUUUUGAAUGUGUGGAGAAUAAUAACUGCUAGGUGAACUAUAAAUGACUUUGUAUAAUUUAUUUUAAUUUUUGUAACUUUUUGUAAAAAAUUUGUUGAACAUAUUUUUCUUAAUCUAAUUGCCAAAAAGCUUCUUCUGUCAAAAUAGUAUGGACUGCUGUUGGCUGUUGUAACAUACUAACCUCAAUAUAUUUGUCAUUAACAUGUAUUUAAGAAAUUUUUAUUCCAUUGCAGAUACACUGUCUUCUUCAAUCUGUGUUGUUACUCCUUUUAACUACUGCCUUUACUUCUCAGCUGUUAUGUGUUAUUAAAUCAAGAGCAAAACAUUA